This is a messenger RNA of Pediculus humanus corporis (human body louse), 2790 nucleotides long. RefSeq lists its product as uncharacterized. The transcript has 12 exons. NCBI's taxonomy places the organism in Eukaryota, Metazoa, Arthropoda, Insecta, Psocodea, Pediculidae. Bases 1 to 2790 code for a protein of 929 amino acids. The record is from RefSeq and is a predicted model, not a curated record.
AUGAUGCGCAGGGACAACGAGCUUUCUCCGCCGGAAGGCGCGGCCAGCUCCCCCAGAUCCGUUGCAUCGUUGGGGCAGCAGUCUACUAGUUCUUCUGGAAGCGUAGGAGGUCCACUCAUGUCUGGUCCCGUCGCAGCCCGUGGAAGCGUUUCUUCUACCGGUUUCAGCGAUACAAUCACUUUAAAUGCAAGUUCGUCUUAUGCUUCAUUCACACUGAAUCCUGUAGAACUCAGCCUUCCAGAGUUUGACUUCUUCCCAAGUUCAACGUGGGAUAUGAUGGGAGGGCCGGAUACUGGAAAUCCGCACACUCCGUGGGGUGAACGUCCUGAUUCAAGGCAAAGUCUAACUCCUGUGUCUACUCCAACUCCGCGGCCUCCCAGUGUUCCCGGAUAUAGCCCCGCGUGCCCAAGUCCACUUAACCCUUACUCUGUAGCGACUCAACCAAGCCCUGCGGCCGCAACCCCUUUUGCUAAUAAUUUUCCUUUUAGUCCCAUCCAGGAACAAAGUGCAAAUUCAAGUUUUCUCGAGGACCAAAAAGACAGUAAAGACGGAGUACCAGAUGGCGAAAGUGGUAGUGGGCCUUCUCAAGAUUCGGGUAGAUUGAGAAACUUGUUAACCAAAAGAACCAGCACAAGUGAAGAAAGUGAAUACUCAGAGGACACGGAAAGCCGAAACAAAAAUCGAAUUUUAAAAGGUUUACUUAACCAGGACGAAGAAGAAGAAACAUCUCGACCAGCAUCGAGAAGCGUUUCUGGAAGAUUACCAAGUUCUGAUUUUAGUAAAACUCCAACCAAUAAUAACAAUAUGUUGCUCAAGUUAUUAAACGAGAAAAAUGACGAUGAUGAUGUAGAAUCAAAAAAGCAAAAUGCAUUACUUCAGCAGCUGCUAAAAGAACAAGACAAGGACGCGAAACCUCAUUUGGGAAAUUUAUUGAUGGAAUCAUCUCAGCAAUCUCAAGAGGAUACGCUUUUAAAAAGUUUAGGUUUUCGUAACACUACCCCCUCUCCACCUUGUGGAUCUGAGGGACUUACUGUAACUUCACUAAUAGGAAAUCGUAAAAGACCAAGCGACGAAAGCGAUGGUGGGGGUCCUUGUAAAAGAGAAGGUCCUCAUGCUAAUAGUAAUGUUUCUUCUUCUGGUAAUAGUAAACUAUGGGAAAAGAACAAAAUGUUAGCUUCACUUCUCGCUAAACAGCCGUCCAAAACAACGCCUAUUCCGCCCAUACCAACUUCCGUAAUAUCGGCUACGCCUCAAGAUAAAUUACCCAAAAUAGUAGACCGUCUUAAACCCGCUGGGUUAAGUGGUCAAUGGCCAAAUAGUGGUAUGCAAAAUAUUACUGCCGUCGGUCCUGGACGACCUCAAGCACCAACGACUCAUGUUAACCCUGCUCGAGGGCAAAGGCAGCAGCCUAAUAAUCAAUUUCUCAGUCAAAUUCUAAAUCAACAACAAGAGCAACAAGGAGUGAGUUCUCAACAAACUCAGCAACAGUCACAGUCUUCACUGACUCAACAAGCCAAUGUUCAGAAUAUAAACAAUGAACAUGGAAUGUGGGAUAAUCAGUCUUCCGAUCCUGUUUUGUCGGAUUUAUUGGAUCAGGUGAUAGAUAUUGUUCCCGAUGCUGUUUGUAACGAUUCUGCUACAAUAAUUAACUUGCUAGAUCUUGAUCAAAGUUCUUGCUAUCAGGAUCAGUUAAAUGAAAGGUUGGCAAUAAAUGCAAUUCAAAAGUCCUUGAUGCUUUGCGAAUCUGCUGUUAAGGGUCCUGCAUCGCCCACAAUUAGUACUCCACCUUCUUACAAUUCUACCACGCAAAUGCCAUCUAGCCAAUCUGCAGAGUUCCCUCCUCCUCCGGUGUAUCAGGUACAGCAACAACCUCAACCGAGAAUACGCUUUAAUUUACAGCAACAAUUACCCGGUAGACCUGGUGCACCACAGUACACCGUAGCUUCGGGAUCUCUCACUCAGGUACUUAUGCAAAGGAAGUUACUGCAGGAACAGCAGCAAAAGCACCAUAAACAAAGACUUUUACAACAGCAGCAGCAACAGCAGCUUUUAGUUCCUUCUAAUGCUGCGGCUGACCAAAUUAAUCCUUCGGGAUUACAAAAUAUUGAUAAUCUGCUCAACAAUACUUUAGCACCAAACGUUUCGCUUCAGCGUUCCUCAAGCGUUCCGGAAUCCCAACUUUCUCCUAAUUAUGGUUCUCAAUUGCUGAAUAGUAACAACGCACAGAUCUCACCUGGGGGGCAGCGUCUUAACCAGCAGCCAUAUUCACCUCAUUCGCAACUUACUUCUUCUCAGCAACCAUUUAAUAAUUUUCCCCCUGCUGGAAAUGGAGGUCAAACAAGAUUAUCUCCUCAUCCUCCUUCUUUUCAGCAGUCUCAACUUUCUCCUAGAAUAUCUCAGGGUCAACAACCAAGUUAUCCAAUUGCGUCCCAAACACAAAAUCAACAACCGCCAACAGGUGCCUGGUCUCAGCAAAAUGUAAAUCGACUUAGUAUUCAGCAACAACAAAAUCCGAUGCUUAAUGCUCAAUUAACGAGCGGAUAUGGUAGCAGUACAGGACGAUUUCCAGUUCAAAGACAGUCUCAAACAGGUCAAACAAUGUCAUCCGUUCGAUCUCUAGCUAGUCCUGGAACACCUCCCAGGCAAUCUCCUUUUCCUCCCGAAGCAGCAUUUCCUCCUCCAGCAUCCCCUACCACCGGAGGUUACCAAAAUCAAGGGCAAUACCAACAGAUGCGAUUGCAAAGAGCCGUAUCUGCUCCUUCCGCAACCACACAGUUACCUGGUAAGUAG